AUGACACGAGAGGGCGCCUACGACCUGAGCUUUCGCUAUUGCCUAGAUCCGCAUCUCCCAAUAACCAGAUACGACACACCUCCACUCUAUCUCAUCAGCAAGAAGGGCGGAUUUCGCAAAAUCAACUUUACAGAAAUGGCCCAAAUAAAUGAUGCUGACUGGAGAAGGCCAAUCAAUCCAGGCGUCUUCUUUCUGUAUCCACAAGGUCUUGCAUUACGCGGAUUCACUCAGAAAUACAAGGAGACCGGAAUGGUUCCGGAGGUAAGUUCAGAUUCGCUGUCAAAUUGACCCCCUAAAAGUUCACUCGGCGUGUUUCCUUGAAAUGAGAACCUAAUGGACAGCAUUUUCUUUCCUGACGUUAACAGUGGGGGGAGGAGUUAAUGUUCUUCCGGCUGUGAUAUUUGCACUGAAUCCAUCCGGGCGGCCAUUCUGGCGAAAGAGGCUUUCGUCAAACUUAAGCUCUCUCUCUCAACGCUAUCAGUCGAGCAGAUCCUUCUCACCCUUUCUGCCAAGCAGUAAACUAAACUUCAUUUCAAAUUAAGCGGUAGGAGACUUCCAAAAUUGGUCGUCCUCUUACGGUCAACGUUAUGUCGAAUUCUACGGUCAGGCCUUCUACUCAAAAGCACAUACAGAAAGGGAAACGAUCCGAGCUGUUCUUCUUACAGCGGGAAUUUGAUUCGUGGGGAGCCUGAUUUAUAUUAUCCUGUCAAAAUGAGGCGUUGUUUCGUCCGUUGCAAUCCACGUAUCACCCAUAGUGUCUUAGGCCGUUGAUCUGGUAACGAAACUGGGAAAAUUCUGGCGUGCCCAUGAAUAUAUGCGUCAAAACCGGGCCAAGAGGGUAAGCCCAGGGCCCCUCGAAGGAUUAUGUCUUUAUCCACUUUUGGGCGUUAUAAUGUUUUCUGUUCUUCUUUGCUGUGAGGUUCGCUCUCCUUCUAUUGCAUUAACAAAGAGGGUUUUUGUGGCUGAUCAACUAUUUCGUCCAUUCUGACGUUUGUCUUUGUUGAAGAACAGAUUCAAAAGCGGCAAUGUACUCUGGGGGUGGGGCGUUUGCUGUGUUGAAAAUGGCUCCACGUUCCAGGACUGCAAGUUGUGUGCUGGUGAGGGAUUUGGAAGAAGGAUUGUGGACAAGGUCGCCCGACGAGUUAUUUGAGCGAGCUGGUCUCAGUUUGGUAAAUUUGCUGAUAAUUCUUUGCCUUUUUGGCACGAACCUUUCGAGCAUGAUUGAGCAUGGUUUUCUCAAUAUCCUUCGAUCCUUCACCAGUAGUUGCCACGAAAUACGACUUCGAUUGAGCAAUUCCUGGGCCGUAGCACUAAAAUCUUUGAUGGCAAUCAUGCAUAAGUAUUGUAGUCAUUCUUCUGCCGUGUCGCGCCAAAAUAUCCCUUGCCAAGGUUGCUGAAAUGGUCCUUCAUUGGGUAGAGCGCUCGGUGUUCACAAGUAUCAACCAAAGUUUUGGGUUCGUUACGUCAAUGACACCAUCUGAUGUGGAGCACUUUAAAGAAUCGCGGAACUCGGAUGACCCGAAUAUCCAAUUCACGAUAGAAGCUAAAACAAACAACCAACUUCCCUUCCUCGAUGUCCUUGUGCGUCGGUGUGCGACUGGGCAAUUACAAACUACCGUUUUUAGAAAAGCCAUCAACACAAGACAAAUACUUCACGUCAGCAGCAAUCACCCUCUCUCUGACAAAUGCAGCUGUGUCCGUACUGUAGUCCAAAGAAUUGAAACACACUGCAGCAAACCAUCCAAAAAAGAUUUGAACGACAAUAACUCCAUGACCUUAUUGGGGCCAAAGGAUGCCCAAGCUACUUCAUCAAUCAGAGCAAGUGCCGAGUCAACAGGCGACAACCACAAGAAGAAUAAUCCGAAGUAUGGAGGGCUAUUCCUUACAUUAAAGGAGUCUCCGAGGCUGUUUCUCGUCUGUUACAACCAUCCAGGGUAGGCAUUGCCCAUCGACCUCAGGCAGCAAUUCGUCGCCGUUUGAUGCAACCCAAAGACAUACUGCCACCCACUGAAACCUCAGCAGUUGCCUAUAAAAUACGUUGUAACGAUGGAGACUGCAACUACUUUGGGGAAAUCGGGCGGAAAUUUCAGACCCGCCUAAUUGAGCACAAACUACCAACUCGGAAACUAGACUCAAUCCCACGGCUUGCGACUCACAUCAGAGAAACUGAUCACAGUUUUGACCUUCAAGGAGCAAACAUCCUAAGCCUGGGCACCUCAAGGACAGAACGUCUUACAAGAGAGGCUUGGUACUCAGAUGCCAAAUCCAUCAACAGGCAUAUUGAACUCCCUGCGGCCUAUAAAGUCCUACGUUAGUACAUACGCCAUAAGAGGGACAGCAGUAAAAUGUCCCUGAUCCGGUGAACCCUGUAUUUUUCACAGGCAGCCACAAUGGUCAGACUAGAGUGCCUAAGAUUUCCGCUGAAAACCAUGCAAGCAGACAAAUGUUGAAAGAAGAACACGGGAAAGAAAACAGUGUUUUUGGUUUCACCAGCUGUGGCCUCCGGUCUAAUGCCUACUUUGAAUAUUUUGUGGUGUCAGGUAAUGAAGCUGAUGUCGCAGAAGGACACCGGGGGCUAAAUCGAAGUUCAGCCUAAAACAAGCUAGUAUACUCACCUGGAAUAUUCUGCUAAAUUUAAGCACGUGCGGUCGACAUCGGCACACCGAAUGUUCUCAACCCUGGUUGGUCGAUUUUAACUGUCGGUAAACAUCCCUCGACGGGUUAUGCAGCACUACAUGCGUGAGAUUAAGUUCCGUAUAUAUUAUUGCCCCCGAAGGUGUGGGUUUUAUUUCCGAGUCUAGCUGGCACAACUAGAACAGACUAAAUCAUGACAUGCCCUUUCACGCUGUCUCUCCGCGCAUGGAUUUCUCUCCUCGCGUUGCUGGGAUUCCUUAAGAUACUCAACGAUGCCUACUUCACAAGAGAACGUUUGGUAAACGUUGUCGAAACUGUGAAAAUGGGAGUUUCCUCGACUCUAUGCGACGCCGUCUGGGUUAAAGUCGGUGAAAUGACACGGGACGGCGCCUACGACCUGAGUCUUCGUUACUGUGUAGAUCCGCAUCUCCCAGUAACCAGACAUGACUCAUUUCCCCUCGGUACCAUCAGCAAGAAGGGUGGAGAUCGCAAUAUCAGCUAUGCAGAGCUGGCGCAAAUAGACGAUACUGACUGGAAAAGGCCAAUUGAUCCGGGCGUCUUCCUUCUGUAUCCGCAGGGUUUUGCACUGCCUGAACUCAUCAAGAAUUACAGGGAGACCGGCUUUGUUCCUGAGGUGGGUAAAAUUGAUGCAUAAAAUGCAGUCUUUGAUACUGUUCGGAAAAUAAGAUAAAAGAUGAAGGAUAAUGUUGCAAAGUCCUCUCAGUCUCGUUGUGCAUGCUAGCACACAGUACCUGGCUGAUUUUCUGUAAAAAGAAGAUUGGGCGAGCAGCAGAACAAUUGGUUUAUCUUUAUAAGCCAGCUAGUUUUGUGUGUACGCGAUCCGAGCAUACGCUCAAUCUGACCUGUGUAGUUACAAGGGCAGUUUUCGCACAAAAUAUGUUCGACUACCCCAGAUUGCUCAACGGGAUUUAACCGGACAUUUGCUCCCAUAAACUUGCUGUACUUGGUGACUUUGGGUCGGUGUGCGAUUCCAACACAUAGUCUCGCUUUUGACGCCAGCGUACAGAGCCCUGGGCAGCCACCUCCAGGCAAGCGCCGUCGAUCGACGUUCGACUAAUACACCCCCACAGUCGUCGCUCGUUCUGUCGCCACCACUACCUCUGACGAUGGACUUCUGCAGGGAUUCAAAACCUCAGAACAAUAAACAGACUGUCCGACCAGUCCUCCUUCUUUUCUAUAAAUAUAGCGGGAACUUAAAGUGCUAGCAGGUAUAAAAAGUAGACAAAGGUUCGACUGUCGUGACCGACGAUGUCCCCUGUGUGUUUCACAACAGGGACGGUAACUUGCGCGUGACCUAACCUAAAGUGACGGUAAACUUGCGCAGCAUCUACCUCAACCCCCUCUUUCUCCACCGCGACCCUGUGUCAAGACAGAGCCAAGGAGACAGGAGGCGGGAGCGGACGUAAGCCCGUGACGCAGCCGAACACCCGCAACUGGGCGCACCACUACACACUCUGGUCCACAACGUACGCAGGAAUAAACAGAGGCUGGCUCGGCUUUUAAGGCACCUUGAUAUUCUCAAGCGCGUCAGAUUGUUUGUAGUAAGGGAUUAUGCGCUCAGGGGGUCGAUCUCACCCUCCCAGACACCAGUUCACUGUCAGAACCGGUCGGCUGUCUGACCUGGGAUUAGGUGCAGUGGACGACAGAGCUAGGGAGUUCGUCUCCGCGCGCCCCACGCACGACCCGGUCUCCAUACGCACACACACACACAAGGGGAACAGACCGGUCAGACGUCACACACACACACAUACAACGGGGAAGCCACCUGGAGAAAUGAGUCAAAUGGCACACUCCUCACCUACGUGAGAGGUGCCGGUGAUGUGUGAUCGGGUACAUUAAGAAUGACAUAGGGGGGCGCACCAAUCGCGUUAUGGAAUCUACUUGUCGCGUUGUUCUUUAGGGAUCCCUCUUGAGCCCGCCAGUAGGCGUACAGCUGCCGGCUACCCCCAGAGAAUCCACAGGACACCUAUUUAUUUCUGCUUUCAUAAUGCCUCCGAGCCCUAAACGCCUUUUUCGUGUACGCUUUUAGCCUCCAUUAAAUAGCCCCACCGUACGGUUACUCAAAGUGAGCACUUCGGUUUGUCCACCGGAAGGAAUUAACGCUUCUGACCGCGAACACAACCACGACCUCGUCGUCAUUGUGAAAUCAGCCGUCUACAACUUCGAGGACAGACAAAACUUUCGCAGAUUCUACGCCAAUCUGCGAAACGAGAGCGGCGCUAAACUGCCUUAUCGCAUAGGGGUAGUGUUCGUGGUGGGCCUGCCAACAAGCGCAAGCAGCAAUUUCUUCCAACGCGAUGGUUUCAACAUCUCACUGCCCGGUCGCGCCGGCAACUCGCUCGUCAACGUUGUAAACCGCCGCGCCCAGAUUCGAACUCGUCUAGAGCAGGAGAUGCGUGAACACGAUGAUCUCAUCGUGGGCGACUUCGAGGACACCUACUACAAUCUGUCUCUGAAGAUGCAUCACACCUUCGUGUGGGCGGCGAGGUUCUGUCGCGAACGUCCUGCCUUCAUGUUCCUCGACGAUGACAUUGGUUUCAAUGAGAAGCGCCUCCAGGCCGUUCUGGCCAGUCUGCCGGUGGAUUGGCGGCGCAGAGUUUCCAUUUCGAAUACUCACUGGAAUAGUCCCACCGUGCGUCCUACCGAUUCUGCUGCAUAUCGGAAGUGGGCACUGUCGAAGCGGGAGGUUCUGUGGCCAGUGCAUGCGCCCUACAGCAAUGGAUACUUCUACAUGCUUGGUUACGAUCACGUGGCGGAUCUGGCGUUGGCCAUGUCCUUCACCAAGAGCCUUCCCAUUGACGACGUCUGGUUGGGUCUGGUGAUGCAUAGGAUUGGCCUCCAUUUCAACUUACCAACUGGGAUCACCAGCUCCAUGAAGCAUCAAGCCAAUGUCAGCGGGUAUAUUGUUUUACCCCUUAAUUCCCUCCUCAGUGCAUAG
This is a messenger RNA of Spirometra erinaceieuropaei, 5593 nucleotides long. NCBI's taxonomy places the organism in Eukaryota, Metazoa, Platyhelminthes, Cestoda, Diphyllobothriidea, Diphyllobothriidae. The record is from the annotation of a GenBank genome assembly.